Messenger RNA from Priapulus caudatus, 836 nucleotides. RefSeq names its product 39S ribosomal protein L32, mitochondrial-like. The record is from RefSeq and is a predicted model, not a curated record. Gene Ontology annotation, biological process: translation. Gene Ontology annotation, cellular component: mitochondrial large ribosomal subunit. Gene Ontology annotation, molecular function: structural constituent of ribosome. The transcript is spliced from 4 exons. The coding region runs from base 12 to 494 and encodes 160 amino acids. NCBI's taxonomy places the organism in Eukaryota, Metazoa, Priapulida, Priapulimorpha, Priapulimorphida, Priapulidae.
AUCAGUGCAAUAUGGCUGCGCACAUGCUACAUCGAUUAAGGGUGGUAUUUCUUGAAUUUGAACAGAGGCUUUUCGGUUUUAUUAGAGGCUAUCCGCCACAUGGGAUUGGUGGAGUUUUUCCCAUCGCUGAUACUCAGCCGAACACAUUCCCCACCGAUCAGCAGUGCAUACGAGAUGGAUCUAUAGAUAAGCAGACAUCAUUAUUAGAGCGGCUUGUUGGUGAUGGCUUCUUCUGGGCUGUGCCAAAAAAUAGACGAACUGUCGAGAGACGAAUGACAAGACGAAUGGGAUAUCAGAAACUGAUCAACUCACGACAUGAUCUGGUCACAUGCCUCCAUUGUGGGCAUUACCACCAGGCUAAAACGAUUUGUGGUAACUGUUAUGCCAAAGUACAAGCAGAGACGAAGGUGAUCAUGGAUGCAAUGCAGAUAGAGAAAUGGGAAGACAGAGUGAAACACUCGGAUAAAGAUGUCACAGUAUUGUACGAGCGGUGAAGAGUUGGAGAGAAAGACAAACACUACUAUGAAGGGAAAAGAAUUGUGGAACUUCACAAGAAACGUCCAAGCUGGUGGCACAAUAAUCUCUUAAUUAAGUCACACACAUCAUCUUAGAUUUCUAGGUGUCGCGUCGCAAGAUAGCAUGUGACAUCUAAGAUGAGAUGUCUUGCGCAGAAUGCUCAUCAAUCCAUUGUGUUCCAUGAGCAUUUAUUAGUGUGAAUCUUUGAUGCUAAGACCAUUGCAGUGGCCUAGUUAAUGUGAUAGUUGGAAUUUAAACUGAGUAGUACGACUGAGCAGUAAUUCCGUUGUUGGGAAUUGCUUGUAAUACAUGAGUGAAGU